Gregarina niphandrodes is the source of this 1209-nucleotide messenger RNA. Its product is annotated as ATP-dependent RNA helicase eIF4A. Bases 1 to 1209 code for a protein of 402 amino acids. Gene Ontology annotation, molecular function: RNA helicase activity; RNA binding; ATP binding. The transcript has a single exon. NCBI's taxonomy places the organism in Eukaryota, Apicomplexa, Conoidasida, Eugregarinorida, Gregarinidae. The record is from RefSeq and is a predicted model, not a curated record.
AUGGCAGACACUACAGAGGCACAGCCCGCCGCAGAGCAGUCUGCCGAGCAGCAGCAGCAGGAGCAGGAGAUGGAGUCCAACUGGACGCACGUGGCGAAGACGUUCGAGGCGCUCAACUUGAAGAAGCCGUUGCUGCGCGGUAUUUACUCGUACGGCUUCGAGAAGCCGUCGGCCAUCCAGCAGCGCGGCAUCAAGCCCGUUAUUGACGGCCACGACACCAUCGGGCAGGCGCAGUCGGGUACGGGCAAGACGGCUACUUUCGCGAUUGGUGCGCUCGAGCGUAUUGACGUGGACCGAGCCGUGACCCAGGCUCUGAUCCUGGCACCGACCCGUGAGUUGGCGCAGCAGAUUCAGAAGGUGGUGGUUACGCUGGGUGACUACAUGAAGGUCCGUUGUCACGCCUGUGUGGGCGGUACUGAUGUCCGUGAGGAUAUGAGCCGUUUGAAGGAGGGUGUACACAUUGUGGUAGGUACGCCUGGUCGUGUACAGGACAUGAUUGAGCGAAAGUGCUUGGAGGUGGCACACCUGAUUCUUUUCAUCUUGGAUGAGGCUGAUGAGAUGCUCAGUCGCGGUUUCAAGUCUCAGAUUUACGACAUCUUCAAGGUCCUCCCUGAGGAAGUCCAAAUCGCUCUCUUCUCGGCCACUAUGCCACUCGAGAUCCUGGAACUCACCAACUGCUUCAUGAGGGACCCCAAGCGAAUCCUUGUCAAGAAGGACGAGCUUACUCUCGAAGGUAUCCGUCAGUUCUAUGUACUCAUCGAUUCUGAGGAACAGAAAUACAGCUGCCUUACGGACCUUUACGAAACCAUUGAGAUCCAAGCCUGCAUCAUCUACGUCAAUUCCCGCAGGAAGGCCGAUGACCUCGCCGUCCGCAUGAUUGAUGACCAACAUACCGUCUCCCGCAUCCAUGGUGAAAUGCCGCAGGGCGAACGCGAGCUUAUUAUGAAGGAAUUCCGUUCCGGUUCCAGCCGUGUCCUUAUCACCACCGACCUUCUGGCCCGUGGUAUCGAUGUCCAGCAGGUGUCACUCGUCGUCAACUACGACCUCCCUGCCUCCGUCGAAAACUACAUCCACAGAAUCGGACGCUCAGGACGUUUCGGGAAGAAGGGUGUUGCCAUCAACUUCGUCGUACCUAACGAUGUUGACCAUUUGAAGUAUAUCGAGACGUACUACAACACCCAAAUCGAAGUACUCCCCUCCGAUAUUUAA